AUGACUUCACCUCAGCAGCCGAGUUCUCCUGCAUUAUUUUAUAACCCUUCGUCUUCUUCACAACCAGAGACAUAUGAGCGUGAUAGUGCAAACAGAGGUCAGAUAAUGGGUUCAUCCCCAUUCAAUCAUCCCUCAUCUCCUCAAUCCUAUCGUAAUGCCUAUAAUUCGGAAGCUGCCUCAUCUCAAAGAAGGACUCCAAGAUCUGAUUUUUCUUUUCCUGCGUCAUCUUUGUCUGCGUCGCAAUCGGGUCGGUUACAACAUCAUAGGAGGGGUGAUAUCCAUGCUUCAGAUCUGUCUUCACCACGACGUAUGGUUAAUUUUGAUUCACCUUCUCAUCUAUCUUCAUCCGAGCCGUCUUCUGAAAUGGAUGAACCCUUAAGAAUUAUCUGGGGUACGAAUGUUUCUAUCCAGGAGGUUACAAACAGUUUCAAGAACUUUUUAAUGACUUUUAAAUACAAGUAUAGAAAGGAAAAGGACGAACAGGAACUGUUCAUAAAUGAUACAGAUCAAGAAUUAUACUAUGUUAAUCAAUUGCACCAAAUGAGACAGCUAGGUACAUGCAAUCUAAACUUGGAUGUUCGUAACCUAUUAUCGUUCCCCGGAUCCGAAAAGCUUUAUCAUCAAUUGUUAAGCUAUCCGCAGGAGGUGAUAUCUAUUAUGGAUCAAGCUGUUAAAGACUGUAUGGUUCAAUUAGUUGUUGAUGUAGCUGGAAUUGAGGGUAAUGAGCAUCUGGCUGAUGUUGAGGCUAAAAUUUAUAAAAUUAGACCGUACAAUUUGGACUCAAGGAAGGGUAUGCGUGAGUUGAAUCCUAAUGACAUUGACAAACUAAUUAGCAUCAAAGGGCUGGUUUUGAGGUCUACCCCUAUUAUUCCAGAUAUGAAAAUGGCUUUUUUCAAAUGUAACGUGUGUAAUCACACUACUGCAGUUGAAAUUGAUCGUGGAAUUAUUCAAGAGCCAUUAAGAUGUCCUCGUGUUGCAUGUAACCAGAGAAAUUCCAUGUCAUUAAUUCACAAUAGAUGUUCUUUUGCCGAUAAACAGGUAGUAAAGCUUCAGGAAACGCCUGAUUUAGUUCCAGAUGGACAAACACCCCAUUCAAUCUCUUUGUGCGUGUAUGACGAACUGGUUGACAGUUGUCGCGCCGGAGAUCGAAUCGAAGUAACAGGUAUUUUUAGGUCCAUACCAAUUAGGGCAAAUCAAAGACAAAGGGCUUUAAAAUCCUUGUACAAGACAUAUUUGGAUGUUGUUCACGUCAAAAAAGUUAGUGACAAGCGAAUUGGUCCAGACACAUCUACCGUUGAACAACAGUUACUACAAAAUCAAAUGGACAAUGUAGAGGAAAUGCGGAAAAUAUCCGACGAAGACAUUGCAAAGAUAAGGAGCGUUGCAGCUCGUCCAGAUUUGUAUGAAGUUUUAUCCAGAUCUAUUGCCCCCAGUAUUUACGAAUUAAACGAUAUUAAGAAAGGUAUUUUAUUGCAAUUAUUUGGUGGUACCAAUAAAACAUUUACCAAGGGAGGUAGAUAUAGAGGUGAUAUAAAUAUUUUAUUAUGUGGUGAUCCGUCUACCUCGAAGUCUCAAAUUCUUCAGUACGUUCACAAGAUUGCUCCCCGUGGUGUCUACACUUCAGGUAAGGGGUCUUCUGCAGUCGGUUUAACUGCAUAUAUUACCAGAGAUGUUGAUACGAAGCAACUAGUUUUAGAGAGUGGGGCGUUGGUGCUAUCAGAUGGCGGUGUGUGCUGUAUUGAUGAAUUUGAUAAAAUGAGCGAUUCAACCAGGUCCGUAUUGCAUGAGGUAAUGGAACAGCAAACUAUUUCAAUUGCAAAAGCUGGUAUAAUUACAACUUUGAAUGCCAGAACCUCAAUAUUGGCAAGUGCAAAUCCCAUUGGCUCGCGUUAUAAUCCAAAUCUUCCUGUUACUGAAAAUAUCGAUUUGCCACCACCAUUAUUAUCCAGAUUUGACUUAGUUUAUUUGGUUCUGGAUAAGGUUUCAGAAUCCACUGAUAGAGAAUUGGCUAGACAUCUGACCAGCUUAUACCUGACAGACCGGCCGACCCAUGUUUCCACAUCUGAUAUACUCCCUGUGGAAUUUUUGACAAUGUAUAUCAAUUAUGCCAAAAAGAAUAUCCAGCCUGUGAUCACACCGACUGCCAAGAAUGAACUUGUGAAGGCUUAUGUAAAUAUGAGAAAGAUCGGAGAUGAUUCUAGGUCUGAUGAAAAAAGAAUUACUGCAACCACAAGGCAACUAGAAAGUAUGAUCCGAUUAUGCGAAGCUCAUGCUAAAAUGAGACUUUCAGAAACUGUAGAAUUGGAAGAUGUCCAAGAGGCAGUCAGAUUAAUAAGGUCCGCAAUCAAAGAUUAUGCGACUGAUCCUAAAACUGGAAAAAUCGACAUGAAUUUAGUUCAAACCGGUAAGUCCGUGGUACAGAGGAAACUACAAGAAGACCUGUCUCGCGAAAUAUUGAAUAUUUUAACCGACCGUUCUUCUGAUGUCAUCACUUUUAAUGAACUAGUAAGAAUUGUUAACGAACAAUCACAAGAUAAGGUGGAUAAUAUAGAUAUAUCCGAUGCAGUAGCACGUCUGCAACAGGAAGACAAAGUCGUAGUCCUCGGAGAAGGUGUUAGAAGAUCCAUUCGUUUAAAUGGUCGGGUAUAG
This is a messenger RNA of Eremothecium cymbalariae DBVPG#7215, 2649 nucleotides long. RefSeq names its product MCM DNA helicase complex subunit MCM4 (gene MCM4). NCBI's taxonomy places the organism in Eukaryota, Fungi, Ascomycota, Saccharomycetes, Saccharomycetales, Saccharomycetaceae. Gene Ontology annotation, molecular function: single-stranded DNA helicase activity; ATP binding; single-stranded DNA binding. The coding region runs from base 1 to 2649 and encodes 882 amino acids. The record is from RefSeq and is a predicted model, not a curated record. The transcript has a single exon. Gene Ontology annotation, cellular component: MCM complex; nucleus. Gene Ontology annotation, biological process: double-strand break repair via break-induced replication; mitotic DNA replication initiation; DNA replication.